CCCAGCCCCGGGGCGGUGCCCGCCUACCUGCGCAGCUGGGGCCCGCCUGACCCGCUCCUCUCCUCCCCGCAGUUCGUGGAAAGCGACGAUGAUGAGGAGCUUCUGUUUAACAUCCCGUUUACGGGCAACGUGAAAUUAAAAGGCGUGAUCGUGAUGGGAGAAGAUGACGAUACGCAUCCAGCAGAGAUGAGACUGUUCAAGAACAUUCCUCACAUGUCCUUUGAUGACGCAGCCAGGGAACCAGACCAGAUGUUCAGCCUGAACCGGGAUCCGACAGGAGAGCUGGAGUACUCUACCAAAAUUGCCCGUUUCUCCAAUGUUUACCACCUCUCCAUCCACUUCCCGAAGAACUUUGGAGCGGAGACAACGAAGAUUUUUUAUAUAGGCCUGAAAGGAGAGUGGACAGAGGCUCAUCGCCACGAAGUCACCAUCUGCAAUUACGAAGCAUCAGCAAACCCAGCUGAUCACAAGUUGGAACAGAUCACCCCACAGACUCACUUCAUCUCCUAACAGUGCUGUCGGGAAUCUCCCGAAGGCUGUGGUGGUACAAGGGUAUGGACGUGAUGGGGCUGACUUGGAGAGAAAUGGCUUCCUGAAGCGCUGGAGAAUGUUGGAUCAGCUUUAUGUUUUGGUCUUUGCCGUGGAAAGCAGAGUGCCCAGCGUGCAAAGGAAGGCAGCCGCUGAGGGCGGCGGGGCGUUGGGUCCUGGGGAAGGCAGCAGAUCUGCUCGCCUAGCGGGAGACGCGGUCUUUAGGCGGAGGCGAGCUCGCGUCUGGUACCGGUUACUUCUCUGACUGCCAAUAAAACGCUGAGGUGCAGA
Molecule: messenger RNA, 819 nt
Organism: Egretta garzetta (little egret)
Lineage: Eukaryota; Metazoa; Chordata; Aves; Pelecaniformes; Ardeidae
Gene: PITHD1
Product: PITH domain containing 1
Exons: 5
Cellular component (GO): nucleus
Source: RefSeq, a predicted model, not a curated record